This is a messenger RNA of Aedes albopictus (Asian tiger mosquito), 2511 nucleotides long. RefSeq names its product splicing factor 1 (gene SF1). Gene Ontology annotation, biological process: regulation of mRNA splicing, via spliceosome. Lineage: Eukaryota; Metazoa; Arthropoda; Insecta; Diptera; Culicidae. The record is from RefSeq and is a predicted model, not a curated record. The transcript is spliced from 6 exons. Bases 112 to 2229 code for a protein of 705 amino acids. Gene Ontology annotation, molecular function: mRNA binding; zinc ion binding. Gene Ontology annotation, cellular component: nucleus.
CUGCUGUCAAAAAUUUUCUCCCGAGUGGCAGAGCAGUGCGCGUCGUAAAUUUCCCGUGCUGGUGAAAAAUUGCAGUGUUGUGCCGGAAAAUCGUUUCAAAUCGUUCGGAAAAUGGUGUCCCGCCAUAAGGACAAAGGCCGUGACCGCGAUCGUGAUCGUGAUGGAGAAUCCAGCCAUUCGCACGGGAAAUCGCGCGAUAAUGAUCGCGACAGGCGAAGAUCUCGUUCGAAAAGCCGGCAUCGCGAUAAGGACCGGGAGCGUGAGCGGGACAGAGACCGUGACCAUCGGAGGCGGAGCAGAAGCCGAUCGCGAGAUCGACGUCGCCGGAGCCGUUCCCGCAGCAAGGACCGAAGGCGUUCGCGAGAGCGAGAGCGUGGUGACCGGUACGACCGGGGAAGCAGUCGGGCGACGGCGGAACGCGAACGGGAACGGGUCCGGGAACCUGAGAACCUGGAGGGCGCCUACGACUACAAGGGAAUCGAGUUUACCCAGAAUGUCAUCGAGUCGAUGAUGUCGACGGCAGCCAAUGCGAAGAGUUUUGCCGAGUUGCUGAACAGUUACAACCAGCAGCAACAGAUUCAACAGCAACAGCAGCAGAUUCAGGCGCAGAAGGCUCUGCUGGAGGCACACAACGAGAGCAGUCAGUCGUCGGAAUUCGGAAGGGAUGGUCCCAGUGGCAGCGGCAGAAGCGACGAUUCCGAACGUCGGCGCAAGAAGAAAUCCCGCUGGGCUGGUGGAGACCACGACAAAACGUUCAUCCCCGGAAUGCCCACGAUUUUGCCACCCGGAAUGUCCCAGGACCAACAGGAAGCCUAUUUAGUUCAACUCCAAAUCGAGGAAAUCAGCCGGAAGCUACGCACCGGGGACCUGAUGAUACCGCAGAAUCCGGAAGAAAGAUCGCCCUCACCGGAGCCGAUCUACAGCAGCGAUGGCAAGAGGUUGAACACCCGUGAGUUCCGAACGAGGAAAAAGUUGGAAGAACAGCGCCACCAGCUAAUCACGCGGAUGCAAUGCAUGAAUCCGGACUUCAAACCUCCGUCGGAUUACAAGCCUCCGGUGAUUCGUGUCAGCGACAAGGUGCUCAUCCCUCAAGAAGAGCAUCCGGACAUCAACUUUGUCGGUUUGCUGAUUGGACCACGUGGCAAUACCCUCAAGGCCAUGGAAAAGGACACCGGUGCCAAGAUCAUAAUCCGUGGCAAGGGUUCCGUCAAGGAAGGCAAAGUGGGCCGUAAGGAUGGCCAACCGCUGCCAGGUGAGGACGAACCACUGCACGCUUUUAUCACGGCUAGUAAUCCGGAAGCGGUGAAGAAGGCCGUCGAUCGGAUCAAGGAUGUCAUCCGGCAAGGCAUCGAAGUUCCGGAAGGUCACAACGAUCUUCGUCGGAUGCAGCUCCGAGAGCUGGCUCAGCUGAACGGAACCCUUCGGGAGACCGAUGGUCCCCGUUGUACCAAUUGCGGUUCCAACGAACACAAGACUUGGCUUUGCCCUGACAAGCCGAACAUUACGACCAGCAUUGUGUGCUCUUCGUGCGGAGGAGCUGGUCACAUUGCCAAGGAUUGUCGAAGCAAACGCCCGGGACAAGGUGGUCCACCUUUGAGCAACAACCAGGCCAAGAUCGACGAAGAAUACAUGAGCCUCAUGGCUGAACUUGGUGAAGGACCUCCACCAGAGUCGAACAACCAGCAUAACUCCCAUUCAUCCAGAUCAUACGGUCUGUUUGAACCCCGACAAGCCCCUCGGCCGCUCAUGCAGACUCCACAUCUCCCGCCUCCUCAUUCGGCUCCACCUGCGCCGCCUACCACAUCCGCCCCCAUGCCAUUAGCCGCGCAGAUGGGUCAAUGGAACAUGCCUCCCAUUCCGGGCCCUCCGCCACCACCGCCAGGAGUGACGCCUUUGAUGUCCUGGGGCCAGCAACCGCCCCCACCCGGAGGAAGUCCGGAUGUCCUACCACCGGGCACGGCUCCCCUACCCCGAUACCCUCAAAGUUACCCUCCACCUCCGCCCGGAGUGUCACAACCUUUGGCACCGGGAACAUCCCCCGUUGGAAUGCCCUCUUGGAGUGGGAACAGUGGCGCAUCUGCCGCUCCGCCGCCUCUGAUGCCUCCAGGAUGGCAGAACGCCACUUCAGCUCCCGGAACCGGCUUCAUCCAGCCCCCUCCAAUGCCAGUUGGGCUACCGCCGGCUCAUCUGCUAAGCGCACCUCCACCACCCCCUCCACCAUCAUCGUAAGCGUACUUUUUACCGGAACGCAGCAGGUAAGCCACGGUUCUCAAACUCUUAUGGGGACAGAACGUUUCUACGUAAUGCUUUUACUGUAACUAUACCUAAUAUAUGAUAUUUGAUAAUGUUUUGCGAAUAAUUCCUACCACAAACUUUGAAUCAAAACGGAUAAGCUUGCUCUAUCGGUCGGUACCUACGUAGUUAAUUGAUAUAGUUCGCAUUAAAUUAUGUUAGAGUUAGCGACAAAUACAACAAAAAAAACCGUUCAAGUGAGGACAAAUUGUAGGAUUU